Molecule: messenger RNA, 2103 nt
Organism: Periconia digitata
Lineage: Eukaryota; Fungi; Ascomycota; Dothideomycetes; Pleosporales; Periconiaceae
Source: the annotation of a GenBank genome assembly
CACCCAACAACAACAUCACAACGGCCCACCGCAAACAUGGCUUCCGUGACGUCGUUGGACCAGGACAUGAAGAGACUGCGCAUGGGCAGAUACACACCUCAGGCUGCGAACGAGGCGCGAGCGUGGAUAGAGGAGAUUCUGGGCGAGCGGCUGCCUGCUGGAGAUCUGCUUGAUGCUCUGAAGGAUGGGACGGUGUUGUGCAAGCUUGUCAAUCUGGCAGUUCCCAACCCUGGCGUCAAGUUCAAGAAGUCCCCCAUGCCUUUCAUACAGAUGGAAAACAUAUCACAUUUCCUCCGCGCCUGCGAAGUCGCGCCCUUGAGCAUGCCCUCCCACGACCGAUUCCUGACCGUCGACUUGUACGAAGCGAAAGAUCCCGCCCAGGUCCUUCAAUGCUUGAAUGCCUUCAGCAGAGUCGCCAACAGCGUGAAUCCUUCUCACUUCCCGACCACGAUCGGUCCCCGUAGAGGUGGCGGACCGCUGAGCCCCAGUACGACGGGGGCGGGUGCAGGCGCAGGAGGUUUCUCAAACGGAUCAUCGCUGUCAUCGUCUGGGUUUGGGCGUAGUAGGGGUAGCACGACCAGUAAUACGAGCGGUUCGAGUACUUUUAAUCCGCUGUCUCGACCACAGGCCGACCGGGCGCUAAGUCCACAUCUGACGGGCGGAUCCAAUUCCUCCAAAGCUUCAAACGGGAUACCCAAAUCGCCUCCAAGCAACGUGAGCAGUUGGAGCAAGAAAACAGACCAUGGCGUCACCUCACCGGCGUGGAAUAUUCAUCAGUAUGGAUACAUGGGUGGUGCCAGUCAGGGCAACCAAGGCAUCGCUUUCGGUGCGCGGCGGCAGAUCACUAGUGCUGGUCCCAAUGUGCCAAGUUUAGCGGAAAAAGAGCGGAAGCGAAAAGAAAAGGAAGCAGAGGACGAGCGCCUGCGGAUUAUGGCAGAAGAAGCAGAAGAGAAACGCCGUGUCGAGCGUGCGGUUGAGGAAGAGCGCAUGUGGGAGGAAGAAUCACGGAAACAGCGGGAAGCCAAGCAGCACCGCAUCGACCAGCAGAAGCGUGAGUGGGAAGAGCAGGAGAGGCAGUGGCAAUUAGAAGAGGAGCAGCGGCAAAGAGAAGAACAAGAGGCACAAGAACGAUUCGAGCAAGAGACCCGGCGUAAACGUUCCGGAAGCGACGCCAGAUUGAAGGGCCAAUACCUGAGCCAGUACCAGGCAGAGCAGGCGAGCAAGCCCCGGAGUCGACGAAACAGUCAACACGUACCGGCAGAACAGAAUGCGGAACAGGAUAGAAUCCAAGAACUGGAGCGCCAGCUUGAAGAAGCGAAAGAGCGUGAGCGACGAUACCAACAGGAGCGUGAAGAACGAUCGCGAGAUGAUGAGCGCCGGAAGAUGCGGUCACGAUCUAAGAGUCGCACUCGAGAAAGAUCUAAGAGUCGUUCUCGCCCUCAGCCUCCACCACGCGCUCCCUCCCCACAAGAUAGCACUGCAUCGUGGGCGCAAGCCGAUGACCGUGAAUAUCUGCGGAAGCAAUGGACAGAGACACAAAUGCUACCCCCAAGACCGCUACCAGAGCCCACCACACCACGACCUCUACCCGACCCAACUACACCGCGACCACUCCCGAGCCCUACGUCUAGACCUCUCCCAGAUCCAUCCGCAUACGCGAAACAAUACCGCGCAGAACCUUCAUCCGGCUACUUCCCAUCCAAAACCCCUCCACCCAUCGCUCCCAAGCCCACGAAACACAUCCCACAGGAACUCACAUCGACCUCGGAGCAUGCAGCCGAAGACGCGCGCCGCAAAGCCUCCCAAACAAAAACCAAAGCUCUCGGCGUCGCAACCCGCUCGCUUCUCGAACGUGAGAUGGAGCGCGAGCGUGAGCGCCAGCGUGAAUGGGAGGAAACUCAGCGCGCUAUGAAAAAUGCGCCCAAAGAUCCCAACGCGGGAACUUCUGAGGGACAGUCGUGGGAUGUCAAUCAAUAUGGGUACAUGGGCGGUGAUAGUCAGAAUAAGGUGGGUAGCGGAAUCGGGAUUGGGGGGAAGAGACAGAUUUUGGGACCCAGGCCUUUUGGGCCAAGAUGAUGUGUCUUCUCGGUCGUGGAACUGUGG